Molecule: messenger RNA, 2112 nt
Organism: Otolemur garnettii (small-eared galago)
Lineage: Eukaryota; Metazoa; Chordata; Mammalia; Primates; Galagidae
Product: zinc finger protein 883-like
Exons: 4
Coding region: 1-1983 (660 amino acids)
Biological process (GO): negative regulation of transcription by RNA polymerase II
Molecular function (GO): DNA-binding transcription repressor activity, RNA polymerase II-specific
Source: RefSeq, a predicted model, not a curated record
AUGAAGUACAGAGUAUUAGUGUCAUUCAAGGAUGUGACUGUGGGCUUUAACCAGGAGGAGUGGCAGCACCUAGACCCUGAUCAGAAGGCCCUGUAUAGGGAUGUGAUGCUGGAGAACUACAGCCACCUCGUCUCAUUGGGGUGUUGCUUUACCAAACCAGAAGUGGUUUUCAAGUUGGAGCAAGGACAAGAGCCGUGGAUAGUAGAGGAAGAGUCCCCAUACCAGAGCCACCCAGAAUUCUGGAAUGCUGAUGACCUGUUGGAGAAGAGCCGGGAAAAUCAAGACCAGCAUUUGUGGAAAGUUGAUGUUGUCAGUAAUAAGAAACAGACUAAGGAGAGAAAUAGUGUAUUAGGAGAAACAUUUAACGUGGACACAAACCUUGUUCCGGUGAGAAAAAUAUGUGAUAAAAAUGACUCACAUAUAAUGAAUGUGAAUAUUUCAGAUUUAAUCAGUAAUAGAAACUCCUAUUUAGGGAAGUUUGAUGAGUUCAUUGCACACAAGAAAUUGCUCCCCUGUGCAAAGCAUGAGAAUCCUUAUGCCAGAGAGAAACAUUUUGAACAUGAUGGAAAUGCAAAAGCCAUUAGUCAGAAUGAAGACCUAUUUCAGCAUCAAGACAUUCAAACUCUGAAGCAGUUUUUUAAAUAUAAUGAAUGUGGGAAAGCCUUUCACAAGGAGGCAGAAUUCUUUACCCAUAAGAGAGCGUGCUCAUGGAAGAAGCCCUGUGAUUAUAGUGAACACGAAAAAAUCCUUCCUGAUGAUUCAAACCAUCUCGUCCAUGAGAAAACUCACAGAAAGGAGAAUAACUAUGAAUUUAAUGACUAUGGGCAGAAGUAUGUCGGUGAGAAACCAACUCUAAAUAAACAUAGAGUUAUCAUUAGGAAGAAAUACUAUGAAUGUGGGAAUAAUUUUGACAAUAAGUCAUUCCUCACUCAAACUGAAAGAACUCAAAAAGGAGAAACAAGCUUUGAAUGUAGUGAGGGUGGGGAAAUCUUUGAGAAACCAAAUCUCUCUCCCCAGCAGACACAUACAGAAAAGAAAACCUUUAAAGAUACUCCAGUGCUUUCUAAACAUCAGCAAACCCAUAUAGGAGAAAAACUUUAUGAAUGUAAUGAGUGUGGGAAAACCCUCAGCCACAGGUCAUCUCUUAUGGUACACAAUAGGAUACACAGCGGGGAGAAACUUUAUGAAUGUAAUGAGUGUGGGAAAGCCCUCAGCCACAGGUCAUCUCUUAUAGUACAUAAUAGGAUACACAGUGGGGAGAAACCUUAUGAAUGUACUGAAUGUGGGAAAACUUUCACAAAUAGGUCAGGACUUAGAGUUCAUCGGAGGAUACACACAGGACAGAAACCGUAUGAAUGCAUUGAAUGUAAGAAAGCCUUCAGAUAUAAGUCUGGUCUCAUAGUACAUCAGAGAACACACACAGGUGAGAAACCCUACCAGUGUAAUGAAUGUGGAAAAAAAUUCUGUGAGAAGUCAAACCUCCGUGUACAUCAGAGAACUCACACUGGGGAGAAACCCUUUGAAUGUAAUGAAUGUGAGAAAAGCUUUUUCCAGAAGUCAUCUCUCAUAUUACAUCAGAGAACACACACAAGGGAGAAACCAUAUGAAUGUAAUGAAUGUAGGAAAACUUUCUCCCAGAAGUCAUCCCUUAUCAUACAUCAGAAAAGACACAAAAGAGGGAAACCAUAUAAAUGCAUUCAAUGCAGCAAAACAUUUAAUCAGACAUCAGCUCUUAUUAAACAUCAAAGAACACAUGCAGGAGAGAAGCUAUAUGAAUGUAAUGAAUGUGGUAAAGCUUUCUUCUAUAAAUCAUCUGUCAGAAUACAUCAGAGGACUCACACAGGGGAGAAACCUUACAGGUGUAAUGAAUGUGGGAAAACCUUUCACCAGAAGCCAUCUCUGACAGCACAUCAGAAAGCACACAGAAGGCAGAAAUCCUGUGAAUCUACAAAAGUGGAAAAGCCUCUUAUCAGAAUUCACUGAUCUGAGAAAGUACAGUGGGAAGAAAUGUCUGUCAACAUCAUGAAAGUCCAGGAACCUUUUUGUACUUAACUCAGUUUAUGUUAGAAGUAGUGAAGGGAAGAAACUUAACAAAUAUGAAGACUAUUUUGC